Marasmius oreades (fairy-ring Marasmius) is the source of this 357-nucleotide messenger RNA. RefSeq lists its product as uncharacterized. Bases 1 to 357 code for a protein of 118 amino acids. Lineage: Eukaryota; Fungi; Basidiomycota; Agaricomycetes; Agaricales; Marasmiaceae. The record is from RefSeq and is a predicted model, not a curated record. The transcript has a single exon.
AUGACAUCUCUAUCAACUCUAACGCCGUCAUGCUCCCCAACCCUAUCAUCCUCUGAAAUUGAUAGUAGUGACAUGUCUGACAAGGACGAUGGGGAUAAAUUGUCAAUUGUGGGAAUUGACGACGAAGAAGUAACUGUCGGUGAUGAAGAUCACUCCCACCUCAGAGUAGGCCUUGAAACGAUGCCGUUAAUUGACCAAGAGAUGGGACAACUGGUGAAUGACUGGAUGGAUGAUGAAGAAUUGGAAUGUGAGCUAUUGAACUUUGAUGCAGGGGAGGACAAGGAAGUACUAGUAAGCUUGAAUGACGACAAGUCUGAGGACAGUGGGUUAGACAAUGAAUCUGACAAAAUAGUGUAA